Messenger RNA from Emiliania huxleyi CCMP1516, 1380 nucleotides. RefSeq lists its product as hypothetical. Lineage: Eukaryota; Haptophyta; Isochrysidales; Noelaerhabdaceae. The transcript is spliced from 8 exons. The record is from RefSeq and is a predicted model, not a curated record. Bases 1 to 1380 code for a protein of 459 amino acids.
AUGGUGCCGAGCCAGUCGCAGAGCAAGCAGCAACGGCCACACAUGAGUACUCUUUCCUUUGCUCGCGUGCGCUGCCGACCUGACCUGAAGCACGUCCGCGACUUCGACAGCCCCAGCUACAAGACUGUCGACAUCAUUUCGGUGCACGGCUCUGAGAAGGAGAUGGCCAUCAUGCGCCACAAGAAGGACGACCGCGUGUUUGCGGCGUCGGCAAACUCGGGCAGCAAGGCUGACUUUGCGAAGUACCUUCGCUCGACGUACCAAAACGCCAAGGCAUGCGCAUCUGCUUCCGGGCUGACCCUCGUGCCGUCCGACUGGACGGAGCCCGAAGACGGGGAGCCGCUCCCGAUCUCCACCAAUCUCCCUACCUCGCCCGAUCGCCUCGCGGAGGCAAUCGCUCAACACGUCGCCCAGUCGCCGAUCUUCCAGCGGCAGCUGCAGGACGCGACCAACUCGAUCAACACCAACACCAACGAGGCGGUGUCGUUCGAGGGCGAGCGCACGCGGGCGCAUGUGAGCUCGACUGUCACCCCCGCCGUCCUGGCGGCCAAGGCUGCUGAGCGCGCCGCUCUUCAGAACGCCAAGUCGCUCAAGGCGUCUUGCUUGGCGACCUUUGCCAUGGCGGAGGCGCAGUCGGUGCAGCUCUCUAACCUCGGCACGUUCCUCGGCAUCGCGGACGGGUCUGGCGUUGAGCUGGCGGCCGACCAGCUUGCCAAGCAAGAUGACGUCAAGACCAUCGCCGGUCCCGAGGCGGUGGCGGCGAAGCCGCUCGCCUCCCUCUCCUCGCCGGAGCGGUCCCACCUCAAGGCCACGCUCGACAAGCAGCACGAGCUCAUCAAGGGCUGCUUCGCCGAGGCGCUCGCGGCGGCCGGCUCCUACGCCUCGCUCGUCGCGCUAAACGACGCCAUCGUCGUCAACUGCGAGACCGAGCAGCAGUACGAGCUCGAUGGCGAGCACGCACCCGACCACGCCCGCCUCCGCGGCGACCUCGCGGCCGCGAUGGCAAAGGCUGGCCCGGGCGGCCGGGCGGGCGCGGCCUGGGUCGGCGCCUUCCGCGCCAAGUACGACGCGCACGACGAGGCCUUCGACGAGCCCGCCUUCGGCUCGCUGCAGGCGGUGGCGGCGAAGCCGCUCGCCUCCCUCUCCUCGCCGGAGCGGUCCCACCUCAAGGCCACGCUCGACAAGCAGCACGAGCUCAUCAAGGGCUGCUUCGCCGAGGCGCUCGCGGCGGCCGGCUCCUACGCCUCGCUCGUCGCGCUAAACGACGCCAUCGUCGUCAACUGCGAGACCGAGCAGCAGACGUGUGUCCUACUUCCCCCCCGGCUGGGGCCCGGCGCGGGGUUUCGCACUUGGACUGGCGGCGCGACGUCCUGCAUGUAA